Messenger RNA from Rhodotorula graminis WP1, 2147 nucleotides. RefSeq lists its product as uncharacterized. Gene Ontology annotation, molecular function: protein-macromolecule adaptor activity. The record is from RefSeq and is a predicted model, not a curated record. The transcript has 6 exons. Gene Ontology annotation, cellular component: peroxisomal membrane. NCBI's taxonomy places the organism in Eukaryota, Fungi, Basidiomycota, Microbotryomycetes, Sporidiobolales, Sporidiobolaceae. The coding region runs from base 1 to 2103 and encodes 700 amino acids. Gene Ontology annotation, biological process: protein import into peroxisome membrane.
AUGCUCGCCUCGAUCCUUGCCCUGCCCUCAGCGGCCGUGUCCGGUACGGCCAGCUACCUCAACAACCGCCGUCGCGGCCUCGCCUACACCGCCGGCGCACUCGGCGGCGCGUACGUCCUCGGGCAGUGGGCGGUGCAGCGUGUUGUCGAGGGGGCGGAGAAGGGCCGCAAGGAGACCACCGAGCGCGACGACCUCUCUCGUCGCUUCUCGCUCAACCUCCAGGACAGCCAGUUCACCGUCCUCGCCCUCGUCCCGACUCUCGCCUCUCAGCUCCAGCAAGAGCUCGACGUCGAGGCGCGGUCCAAAGCGUUGAGCGACCUCGCGCGGCGGGACAAGGAGCGGCGAGCCGACGAGGCCCGGCGGGCGCAGGAGGCAGAAGCGGCAGAAGCGGCGGCGCGACAGGAGAAGCAGCGCAAGGAGGAGGAUGAAGCGCGGGCGGUCGAGGUGGAGGAGCCGAACGGCGGCAAGGCGGCUGAUGCUGCCGCCGCCGACCCCGAGGUGCCGUCGGUCAACGGCCACGACGGCGAGGGCGACUCGCCGGCACCUGUACCCGUCGAGCACGGUACCUCUGCGCCGAGCGGCGCCGACGACCCGCACAAGGCGCACCCUCCUGCGCAGGUGGACGCGUCCUCCUCCCCUUCGAGCCCACCUCCCUCCUCGACCUCCCUCAACCCGUCCGCCGCGCCUUUCCAGCCUCGCUCCGCCUCUCCACCCGCCAAUGUUGCUCCACCCUCCGCCACGUUCGCCGAAAUCGACCCGUCGUCGAGCGUGCUGGGCAAGAGCUGGGCCGAGAUCGUCAAGACGACGCCGCCGGCGCCCGAGGCGCCCAUCGUCGAGCCGGACGCGCCUGCGCCUGCAUCGAGCGUCGAGGGCACCCGCGUCGAGGUCAACGGCGAGGCCGAGCCGGCUGCCGCUGCGCAGCCGAACAGCGCGCCCGAUGGCGAGGCGGACGGCUCGAGCCCGUCGGCGCCGUCCGCCGGGUCGUCGGCACCAGCUCCUGAGCCGGCAAGUGCCCCGACAAAGAGCAAGGCCGAGCUGUGGAACGAGAUCAAGCUUCACUCCUUCACUCGCCUCGUCACCUCCCUCUACGCCCUCGUCCUCCUCUCCCUUCAGACCCACGUCCAGCUCGCGCUCCUCGGCCGUGCGAGCUACGUCGACUCGCUCGUGUCGUCCCUCCCUCCCCGCACGCCCUCGCCUCGAUCCGCCGCUCCCCUCCCUCUCCCCGACUCGACUGCGCCCGAAAAGCCUGUCGGCCCCGACUCGGACGACCACGACCUCGAACGCGCGCUGUACGAGGCCAAGCGCCUUCCGCCGACGGUCGACGAGCGGCGCGAGGAGAAGGAGCGCGAGAGGAAGGACCUCGAGCGCAAGUACCUCACGUUCUCGUGGUGGCUCUUGCACGAGGGGUGGAAGGUGGUGCGCGAGCGGGUUGAGCAGGCCAUCGAGGCUGUCGUCGGACCGAUGAGUCUCAAGGCGCCACUCGUGUACGGCGAGCUCGGAGCCAUGUUUGGCGAGAUCCGCAGGCGGAUCGAGCUGGAUGCCGCCACGGGCAAGCCCUUCGACUUUUCGUCCGCCAAUCACCCUCCAACCUGGGCUCUCGAGAUCCAGACGCUCGUCUCGGGCGGCUCCUACACCCCCUCGCCUCCCUCUACCUCGACCUCUUCCUCCUCCUCCUCCUCCUUCCCUCCCUCGGCACGCCGCAGCCGACCCGACCCGAUCACGCCCUCGCUCCGAUCGCUCCUCAACGAGACCAACGACGCCCUCGACUCGCCCGACGGCGCCCUCGUGCGCGCCCUCAGCCUCGACCGCCUCUUUGCUCUCGUCGUCGAGCGGCUCGAGCCCGCCUUCUCGGCGCCCGGUGCAGCAGGAGCGUCGGCCGACGAGCGUGGUGCGAGGUUUGAGGACGUGACGGAGAAGCAGGCGAGGCUCGCGACCCUGCUGCCGCUCGUCACGAGGUUGUCGUCGGCGGACGGCGGCGUUCUCUCGAGCGGCGUCAACUCGAACGAGUUUGCGCUCGAGGAGGUUCGCGAGCUGCGCGAGUUCAGCGCCGUGCUGUACGGCAGCUGGGACCGGGACAACAUCGACGCGAGCUGUGUGCUGUAGCGAACGCUGUCGAGUCGUGCACUGUAUCUGUCCUUGCCUCGGUU